AUGUACCUAAAAGAACCAAAAAAAUAUGUCCACACAAAAACAUGUACAUGAAUCUUCACAGAAGCACUAUUUACAAUAGCCCCAAAGUGGAAACAACCCAAGUGUCCAUUAGCUGAUGAAUGGGUAAAUGAAACACAGUUGAUCUGCACAAUGCAGUGUUAUUCAAGAAUGAAGCACUGACAUAUGCUCCUAUGUGGAUGAACCUUGAAAACAUGAUGCUGCGUGAGAGAAGCGAGACACAAAAGGCCACGUGCUGUACGAUCCCAUUUAUGUGAAAUGCCCAGGAUAGACAAAUCCAUAGAGACAGAAAGCAGAUGGUGUUAGCCAGGGGCUGGAGGGAGGGGGUGUGGGGAGUGAGUGCUACUAGGUAUGGGGUUUCCUUUGGAGGUGAUGAAGAUCUUCUGGGACUUGAUAGAGGGGAUGAUGGCCCAACUUUGUGAAGGUACUAAAUGCCGCUGCAUUGUACAAUUUAAAAGGGUGAAUUCUGUGGCAUGUGAAUUACAUCUCGACAAAUCCAAAAAUUAGGAGCCAUGCCUUCAGAUGGGAUCAAAGGAUGGGCUGCCCCCAGCUGUUGCCAAAUAACCUGGUACCACUGCCAUUUGCAUCCGUCCCUCUUUUUAGCCACCUGCCUCCAGGUCUCCAUGUCAACGGGGCAUGGAAACAACAGUGUUUAACUCCAGCCGUGCUACCCACUCAUUUGGAACUUGUACUUUCAACCAGGGCCAGCUUGAGACAUGUGGAUGUCUGGGCGAGCUAGAAAUUUGGCACCCCAUCAAACCAGUAUUCUUUAAGUGUUUGUUUGACAUUUAUUUAGUGGGCAUGAGCAGAGACUGAUAUUCUAUUAUUAGACAUUGUGUAGAGAAACAGAUUCACUUACUAAUUCAUGUCCACUGACUGAAAGAGUUAGAGAUCUGAAAAAUUUUCAGGAAAGCAAUUCUGACUUUUGUGUUAUCUUCCAAGGAUGGAGGUGUUUUUUUUUUUUUUUUUUUCUUUUUUCCCUCCUGCAGUUUUCCAAAUCAUUCAAGAGGCACGUUGAAGAUUUAUUUAGAUUUAAGACUUAUAAAGAGAGGCUCUAAGAUACAGCACGAUGAUUACAGUUGAUCACACUGUACUGUGUAAGGGAGAUUUGCAAAGAGUAGAACUUAAGGGUUCUCGCCACAAAUUAAAAAAAAAAUGUGGUGAUAGAAUAAUAAACUCCACGGUGGAAACCCUUUCACAAUGCAUACGUCUGUUGGAUUAUCACCCUAUGCACUUUAAAUAUCUCAUGAUUUUAUUUGUCAAUUAUAUUUCAAUAAAACUGGGGAGGGGAACUCGAAGAAAUGCAGUGUUUUCUUUGUGUUCCUGGCAAACAGCAACACAUCAUGCAUUAUUUAGUUCCAGAAGCUCCCCUUCUGACCCCCCAGGAGCCCAGCUACAGGUGCGCCUGGAACACGCAUGCAACAAAGCCCAGCACAGAAUUGUGUUCUGCGGAAUUGUGUUCUGUUUUGAUUUUCCAUUCCCCUUAAGGGAGUGGCCAAUGUGCUUUUCGCUCUUUGUGGGGGAGGUCGCUGGAGGAAACCCAGGUCCUCUGGCAGCAUCUUCCUACUUCCUUCCAGGUUCUUUUUACGCCCCCUGCCCCUAAAGCACUGUCCUCCUAGGAGCUGCCUCACAUCUUAAGUUGACCCUGUGUUCAACCUUUUGGAUUUUAAAUGCUUUUUUUUUUUUUUGUCAGAAAAACCUUCUCCUCACCGUGCACCUCUGUGUGAGUAGUAUGCAUCCUUUCUCGCUGCCCCUGCGGAUCUCCUUUGGGCGGGUAUGAGUCACAGCUGACCUCCUCACCCUGGGAGAAGCUUCACGGUUGGGGGGGGGGGCUACUAUGUUGCCAUGGCAACCUCUAACCCUCUAGGCCAGGUUUCCUGACUUCUCAAAUGGGGAGACUCGUCUUGACCUCCCAGAGGGGUUGGAGGUGUUGUGAUGAAAGCUAAGAAGUGGGAUGGAGGAGAAACCCUGCAGAGGUAGGGUGCGUGUGCCAGGGCGAGCUAUGGGUUCUGGUGGGAUGGAGUAGGGGAGCCUGCGUGUCUCAUGUGCCCAGCAGGGCUCUGGAACCCAGGACCCUUGGGACAUUUUGUUCUUUGGGGAGUCGAGCGUGUGUGUUGGGAUGGAGGUGCAGGGCAAAGAUGGAGCUUCAACCCCUUCAGUCUCGACCCAAAGAGGAAUUUGCAGACUUGGCCGUGGCUUCCCCAGGAGGGAGUGUGGGACUGUGCUGGGGUGGGCGGCGUGUGAAAAGCCAGUCUCUGUGGCUUGCAGCCACACCUCCCACUGCUGUGCCGUCGCUGGUUCUUUUCACCUCCCUAGUUAGCUUCUCUUCCUCCUCUGAACUCUUACUGCCUGCAUCCUCACUCUGCAGUUGAUCACUUUCGUCGUUCUGAGCCCCUGUGAAGUUCCCCUCUUUUACCUCUAGUGUCCCCAGAGCACCUGGUGCCUGGCCUCAGCCCUUGGAGUAGGUUUGCUCUGGAGUUGAAUCAGUUCCUGGAGCAGUCAGGGCUUCUGGAGUCCGCAGGGGGCUGCCUACCUGUCCUGGUCACUGGAAGGCCUCCGGGCUGCUGCCUGCCUCUUGGGCACCUUACAGGGGAUGCAGAUGUGUCAGACAAACAAGAAUAUGUGUUGAGCUGCAGAUGUGGGCCAUGGGAGCAUCCCUGGUCCUGCUGGGAGUCCUGGGUUGGGUGGUGGCUUUAGUGAUACCUGUGCCUUUUCAAAACGGUCGUCUUGUAGGCGAUUGCACCUGGGACACUCAGGACAUCUAUUUCGCUGCCUUUUUCAUUUGGUUGCGCUUGUCUCUGAUCUCUGGGUUUCUGGCGGACGUGGGCCUCCAGGCACACACUGCCUAAGUUCAGGGGCUUGAUAGGAAGGGGAGGGUCAUCUGCAUCACCCCAGAUGCUGACUGUGACCCUGUCCUAGGCAUCAAGAUGCUGGCAGCUGCUCCCUGAGCAAUCUGGGCUGGUGUGUUGUGCCCCCUCCUUGCCCUGUCUUCCACCUGCCUCCCCUCUGCAGCUUGAGUUCCCGAGGUCCCACAGUCCCAAAGGUUGAUGGGUGAAAAGUUUCAGGUUUGAGGCUGAGAGCUCCGAGCUGGGCUUCUGAAAUAAGAAGACUUCCCGCAUGUGCCAGGGGUGUGGGUUCUGGUUCCCUGAGCAGUCUUCCUUAGCAGGAGGAGCCCUGGGCAGUGUUGGGUGUGUCUGCCUACAGAAAUGCAUCCUGGACUGGGUCCCUUUGGUCAAAUGAAGAUUCUUCUAGCCAGGCCUCCCCUGUUCUGUGCUUUGGGCACAUCUGGAUUUCUGGUCCCUGGCAUUGCUCAGGAUGAGGCCUGGCUUUGUCAGUUUCCUCGGCGGUGCUGAGUGAUCAAUCAGCCGCGUAUCUCACCCUUCCCCCGCUGGGCUUCUCCCUGCAGGAUGCUGGCAAGUGUGUCCUCGUCCCCGACUCCCUUCUGAGGGCCCCAAGAGCAGGACAUCGGCAGUGCCUUCUCCCCCAGACCCACAGGGGUCCUUGGUGAAUUUUGUCAUGGUUAUUUAAGGAACCUUGCCUAGAAGUCCCAACACGCAGUUCCCCAUUGACGGGAAGGCUUGGACUCCAAGAUGAUUAUAAAGGAAUAUCGGAUUCCUCUGCCAAUGACUGUGGAGGAGUACCGCAUCGCCCAGCUGUACAUGAUACAGAAGAAGAGCCGUAAUGAGACGUACGGCGAAGGCAGCGGCGUGGAGAUCCUGGAGAACCGGCCAUACACGGACGGGCCCGGAGGCUCUGGGCAGUACACGCACAAGGUGUACCAUGUGGGCAUGCACAUCCCCAGCUGGUUCCGCUCCAUCCUGCCCAAGGCAGCCCUGCGGGUGGUGGAGGAGUCCUGGAAUGCCUACCCCUACACCCGAACCAGGUUCACUUGCCCUUUUGUGGAGAAAUUCUCCAUUGACAUCGAAACCUUUUAUAAAACGGACGCUGGAGAAAACCCCAAUGUGUUCAGCCUGUCUCCUGUGGAAAAGAACCAGCUGACCAUCGAUUUCAUUGACAUUGUCAAGGACCCCGUGCCCCCCAGUGAGUAUAAGACGGAAGAGGACCCCAAGCUGUUCCACUCGACCAAGACCCAGCGGGGGCCCCUGUCUGAGAACUGGAUCGAGGAGUAUAAGCAGCAGGUCUUCCCCAUCAUGUGUGCCUACAAGCUCUGCAAGGUGGAGUUCCGCUACUGGGGCAUGCAGUCCAAGAUCGAGAGGUUCAUCCACGACACGGGCUUGCGGAAGGUGAUGGUGAGGGCCCAUCGGCAGGCCUGGUGCUGGCAGGACGAGUGGUUUGGGCUGAACAUGGACAAUAUCCGGGAGCUGGAGAAGGAGGCACAGCUCAUGCUGUCCCGAAAGAUGGCCCAGUUCAAUGAGGGUGACAAGGAGGCCGCAGAGCUGGCCAAGGACGAGGCCACCCAGGACCAGGCCCCCAGGGAGUCCCCCCAGCCCAGUGGCAGUAGUGGGGAGCCCCUGGCGGGCAGGGGCCUGAAGAAGCAGUGGUCCACAUCUUCCAAGUCGUCCCGGUCAUCCAAGCGGGGAGCAAGUCCUUCCCGCCACAGCAUCUCAGAGUGGAGGAUGCAGAGUAUCGCCCGCGACUCAGAUGAGAGCUCAGACGACGAGUUCUUUGACGCUCAUGAGGACCUGUCUGACUCAGAGGAAAUGUUCCCCAAGGACAUCACCAAGUGGAACUCCAACGACCUCAUGGACAAAAUCGAAAGCCCUGAGCCAGAGGACACACAAGACGGUCUGUACCGCCAGAGCGCCCCUGAGUUCAGGGUGGCCUCCAGUGUGGAGCAGCUGAACAUCAUUGAGGAUGAGGUCAGCCCGCCGCUGGCCGCGCCACCCUCCAAGAUCCACGUGCUGCUGCUGCUGCUGCAUGGAGGCACCAUCCUGGACACAGGCACUGGGGACGCCAGCUCCAAGCAGGGCGACGCCAACACCAUCGCCACGGUGUUCGACACUGUCAUGCGUGUGCACUACCCCAGUGCCCUGGGCCACCUCGCCAUCCGCCUGGUGCCCUGCCCGCCCAUCUGCUCUGAUGCCUUCGCCCUUGUCUCUGACCUCAGCCCCUACAGCCACGAUGAAGGCUGUCUGUCCAGCAGCCAGGACCACAUCCCCUUGGCUGCCCUGCCCCUGCUGGCGACCUCCUCACCCCAGUACCAGGAGGCCGUUGCCACAGUGAUUCAGCGGGCCAACCUCGCCUAUGGUGACUUCAUCAAGUCCCAGGAGGGCGUGACCUUCAAUGGGCAGGUCUGCCUGAUCGGGGACUGCGUCGGGGGCAUCCUGGCAUUUGAUGCCUUAUGCUGCAGCAACCAGCCGGUGUCUGAGAGUCAGAGCAGCAGCCGCCGGGGCAGUGUGGCCAGUGUGCAGGACACUGACCUGCUGUCCCCUGGCACGAUGGUCAAUGCGGCACACAGUGGUGGUGGCAGCAACCUGGAGAGCAGCCGGCAUCUGAGCCGAAGCAACAUUGACAUCCCCCGAAGCAAUGGCGCUGAGGACCCCAAGCGGCAGCUACCCCGCAAAAGGAGCGACUCGUCCACCUACGAGCUGGAUACCAUCCAGCAGCACCAGGCCUUCCUGUCCAGCCUCCAUGCCAGUGUGCUGAGGAACGAGCCCAGCUCCCGCCGCUCAAGCAGCUCCACCAUGCUGGAUGGCGCAGGGGCCGUGGGCAAGUUCGACUUUGAGAUCGCGGACCUCUUCCUCUUCGGGUGCCCGCUGGGGCUGGUCCUAGCCUUGAGGAAGACUGUCAUCCCCUCCCUGGAUGUUUUCCAGCUCCGGCCCGCCUGCCAGCAAGUCUACAACCUCUUCCACCCCGCUGACCCGUCAGCCUCGCGCCUGGAGCCGCUGCUGGAGAGGCGAUUCCACGCCCUGCCGCCUUUCAGCAUCCCUCGCUACCAGCGCUACCCACUGGGGGACGGCUGCUCGACGCUGCUGGUCGAGACCGUGCAGAGAAACCCCGAGCUGGUCCUGGAGGGCGGCCCCCUGGGCCCUCUCCCUCAUGGGGACGGCUUCCUGGAAACCAGUAUCCCUGUUCCCGCGCUCACCUGGCAAGACGGGCCCCGCCCGAGCCCGGGCUGUGCUGAGUCGGAUGCACUCCAGACCCACAACACGGUCUUCCAAGAGCACGCAGCCCCCUCCUCACCCGGCUCAGCCCCCACCACCCGAGGUUUCCGCCGAGCCAGCGAGAUCAGCAUUGCCAGCCAGGUGUCGGGCAUGGCUGAGAGCUACACGGCGUCCAGCAUUGCUCAGAAGGCCCCAGGGCCGCUCAGCCACACCCCCAGCAUCAGGCGCCUGUCCCUGCUUGCCCUUCCCCACCCAGUCCCCACCACCCCGGGCUCCUGCCCGCAGAGGGCCCCCCGCCUCCCCAACCUGGACAUCAGAGAAGUUGCUGCAAAGUGGUGGGGCCAGAAGCGGAUCGACUAUGCCCUGUACUGCCCCGAUGCCCUGACUGCCUUCCCUACCGUGGCCCUGCCCCACCUCUUCCACGCCAGCUACUGGGAGUCGACGGAUGUGGUCUCCUUCCUGCUGAGACAGGUCAUGAGGCACGACAGUUCCAGCAUCUUGGAGCUGGAUGGCAAGGAGGUCUCGGUGUUCACCCCCUCGAAGCCAAGAGAGAAGUGGCAGCGCAAGAGGACCCAUGUGAAGCUGCGGAACGUGACAGCCAACCACCGGAUCAAUGACGCAGUCGCCAAUGAGGAUGGCCCCCAGGUCCUGACGGGCCGGUUCAUGUACGGGCCCCUGGACAUGGUCACCCUGACCGGGGAGAAGGUGGACGUGCACAUCAUGAUGCAGCCACCCUCGGGGGAGUGGCUGUACCUGGACACGCUGGUGACCAACAGCAGUGGGCGCGUCUCCUACACCAUCCCCGAGACCCACCGCCUGGGCGUGGGCGUCUACCCCAUCAAGAUGGUGGUCAGGGGAGACCACACGUUUGCCGACAGCUACAUCACCGUGCUGCCCAAGGGCACAGAGUUUGUGGUCUUCAGCAUCGAUGGCUCAUUUGCCGCCAGUGUGUCCAUCAUGGGCAGCGACCCCAAAGUGCGGGCCGGGGCUGUGGACGUGGUGCGGCACUGGCAGGACCUGGGCUACCUCAUCAUCUACGUGACGGGCCGACCUGACAUGCAGAAGCAGCGGGUGGUGGCAUGGCUGGCCCAACACAACUUCCCCCAUGGCGUGGUGUCUUUCUGUGACGGCCUGGUGCAUGACCCGCUGCGGCACAAGGCCAACUUCCUGAAGCUGCUCAUCUCCGAGCUGCACUUGCGUGUGCACGCGGCCUACGGCUCCACCAAGGACGUGGCGGUCUACAGCUCCAUCAGCCUGUCCCCCAUGCAGAUCUACAUCGUGGGCCGGCCCACCAAGAAGCUGCAGCAGCAGUGCCAGUUCAUCACUGAUGGCUACGCAGCCCACCUGGCCCAGCUCAAGUACAACCACCGGGCGAGGCCGGCCCGCAACGCAGCCACCCGCAUGGCACUGCGCAAGGGCAGCUUCGGCCUGCCGGGCCAGGGCGACUUCCUGCGCUCCCGGAACCACCUGCUCCGCACCAUCUCGGCCCAGCCCAGCGGGCCUGGCCACCGGCAUGAGCGGACGCAGAGCCAGGCGGACAGCGAGCAGCGGGGACAACGCAGCAUGAGCAUGGCGGCCGGCUGCUGGGGCCGCACCAUGGCCGGCCGGCCCGAGCCAGGGGCCUCCACGGGCCCCAAGUAGGGCACCGUGAGUGAGGCGCUGUGGUCUCCAUGGUGCUAGGCCAGGGCGGCCCGCCCUGCCAGGAGGCCUGGCCUGGGCAUGCACGGUCGGCUGGGGCCAAGCUCGUCCCAGGCCCGUAGGAGGACAUGGGCCGUGCGACACAUGCCCUCCCAGCCCUGCCUCACGUCCUAGAGUCUACAGAGCUCCAGCUUGUCGUGGCAGCUGGCAGGACAACCAGCCCUGGGAAGACAGAGGGACCAGGACCCUGGAACGUGGACUGGCCCAGAAGGCACUCCUGGACGCUUGCCCUGCGUUGACCUCCCAGCAUCCUGACACCAGGCUUGGGCACUUCCUGUCCACUAGCUCACCCUGACCCCCCAGGUCCCCUCCCACUCGGUAGCAGCUCCAACGGGACAGCCUGCUUCUUGUUAACUCAAGUUACUCAACUGUUCGACCUCACUGGUUUUGCACUGAUUUUUGAGAGCGGAGACCCAUUCCCAUCUCCUAUGGCUACAGACUUCAUGAUGUGCAUGAAAAUUCAACGUUUGCUGAUCCAGGACCUGUCGCCACACGGAAGGCUCCAGGACGGAGAAUCCUUGUACAAGCAGGAGAGAAAGGCCAUAUUGUAAUUUCUGCAGCUCCGCCUGGCCCACCAGCCCAUGGCAGCCCCGGAUCCCGGUCCCUUCCACCUGCCCCACCUGGAACCCAGUCCGGCUGUGGGCCUGGCGUUAUCUCAGACCCCAGGCCCAGCCCAGGCCGUGAGGCCGGUGAAGCCCAGAAGUGGCUCCUGAGAAGCCCUGCCUCGGGCUGCAGGGCCUGGACAGGCCGCCCUCCUCUUCUGCUCCUCGCCUGCCAUCAGCCAAGGCCCCGUGCCUCGGCCCUCCCUCCCGCGUUUCUACACCUUUCUACUUCUCUGAUCUGAUUUCUAUGAGGUUUUUUUAAAAUAAGCAAUCCUUGGCUGCUUCCUUUUCUUAACUCUUUCAGUACCAAACGCAGCCCCUCCACAGGAAAACACCCAGCACUGUGACGGAGUCCAGCCUGGUUCUGGGUCCCAGGGCCUGCCCCUGCCCAGGCAGCGGGGCGCGGGCUCCCCGCCUCACCUGACCCCGUGAAUUCCCCAGAAUUUCUACUCUGGGAUGAGUGGGGUGCACACUUAGGUUUUUUUAAUGCCAAUUCCAUUUUGAUGCUGAAUCUAAAAAGCCACAACUCGCUUAGUUAGCUUGAGGGCAGGCAGCCACAACUUCAUUUCCCGCCUAGUAAGGACCAUGCCAUCCUGCGCACUGGGUCUGAGCAGCAGCAACCUUUCCUUCCCAGAACCGAUGGCCAUCUCAGCUGUGGCGCCUGGCUCCAGGCAGCCUCUCUGCUGCUCCACCCACCGGCUCCGAGAGCAGAGGAGCCUGCCGGGCCUCAGCCAGCCAUCCAGUGAGCAGGCUCCUUCUGUGAGAAGCUGCUGCCAACCUGGACAUGGCCUCAGGGUCUUGUGGGCUGGGACAGGGAGGCGCACAGACAGAUGUUAACACUUUCCCGUGUGUAGAUAUGUACAGCCAAAGGGUUGUGUAAAUGUUCUGCAAAAGUGGGUCUGUACAGAGUGAGAGCUAUUUAUUUUGUGCAGAGAAAAACAUCUGGAGGGAUGGGACCUUCAGGGUUUAUUCUUAUUUAAGAUGUAGCUUUUUGUUGUUGUUUCAGGCGUUAUGUAUAAAGCGACGAUUAUUUUAUGGACCAAGUUUUAAUGUAACUGUUGCAGUGAAAGUGCAAUAUCUAACCCCCUGCUCCCAGCGGGACUCCCUCGGCCCGACAAUCACAGCCCCGGUGAGGGGCCCCGUGGCCAGUGCCUCCUCCUCUGUCGGUUCCACCUCACCCCAUCUCGCCUGUCGCCUUGGUGACCGUCUGUCACCUCGGUGACCAGCCAUCCGGAGGAGCACCUGGAAGAGUCUUGACCCGCCUGCAAUAAAGGCCAGGAGGCCUCCUGGCCCUGGGAGGCCUUGUGGGCAGUGGGCUCGGCCUCUCCCAGCGGGAGGCUCCCCUACGGCUCUGACCUCCCAGCCUGCCUGCCUACCCAGCCGCCGGCCAUGCCAAGGACAACAGCAAUAGUCCCUUGGGCCUCUCCCAGCGGCCCUUAGCCAUAGAUGGUGAGGUGGGCAGCCCGCCCUCCCCGUUGACGUCUCUCUAUAUCCAGGUCUGCUUUCUGCUUCCUUUAAGAUUCCUUUUGGCACAUUAUCCUCUUAAGGAAGCACCAGUUUUUUUGGAAACUAAGAGAGGGAGGACAGAGUCCUUUAAAAAUACCAAAAAAUGUUUACAGCAUUGGGUGCUGAGCUGCAGGGCUCAGGCCCGACCAGUCGUAACCAAAGGGUGAGGCAGGCCUCGCUGACUGCCACCCCACCCCAGGCCUGUUAGAGUAGAAGCCUUAGUCCCUCUCCCACCCCACCCCACCCUACCCCAGGACUGAGCCCGCCUCCCCAGAUCCAACCACCUGCCUUCUCUUUGAUUUCUAAAGAGGGAUUCAGCAGAGACCCCCCACGCUCCCUUCCCAGCUCGGUCUGAGCUGCCUGCCCGCCGCGUUGCAGUCUGCGUGUCUUGGCCCUUCGUCUGUCUGUCUGGGCCAUGUGUGAGCAGUGUCCUGACUCGCCCCACCCCCCGCCCUUGCUGUCCCUGCUCCAUCGGGCCUGAGUGUGCUCUGUGUACAGUGUUGUUGUCUGUUACACCAAUUAAAGAAGCAGGAAGGCUUC
Messenger RNA from Sus scrofa (pig), 10429 nucleotides. RefSeq names its product phosphatidylinositol transfer protein membrane associated 2 (gene PITPNM2). Gene Ontology annotation, molecular function: metal ion binding; phosphatidylcholine binding; phosphatidylcholine intramembrane carrier activity. Gene Ontology annotation, cellular component: cytoplasm. Gene Ontology annotation, biological process: phospholipid transport. The record is from RefSeq and is a predicted model, not a curated record. Lineage: Eukaryota; Metazoa; Chordata; Mammalia; Artiodactyla; Suidae.